AAUCGGUUGGUGGAUUUUAAUGGAAUUGACCAAUCGCAAAUUGUCCGUAAAUUUAACAACAAAUACGGGCAAUUCCAAUGAAAUAAUCGGCCGAUUACAUUAACCGAAGUUGGUGUGACUCCAAAAAGAAUAGGCCCAACUAGCAGGAACACAUGACGUAGCGGUUUUUUCCAAAAUGGCACAUUCCUGAUUGCUCGGUUAGAUUAGGUUAGGUUAUCACCGGUGAUACGCAUGCAAAUUUUCCAGCAGUUCAUUCCUGUUUAUUGUGACACGCGACUCGGGAUAUGGGCCUGCAGGACGUCGUGUACACGGCGAUCAUUACACCGUUCAAUGUUCUUCACAAAACGAGCGCGGGAGCUGCCUCGUUCGCUUGGAACGCGGCUUCGUCGGCGGGUAAUUACCUGGGUGUGAAACCGAAAGUCGAGGUAAAAAUGCCAGCACCAGUACCUUUAUGGAAAUUGGCUGCGGCCAGUGGUCCAUAUGUGAGACUUGCAGCUCUUAGCGGUGCGGCGGCUGUGAUUCUCGGUGCCAUUGGAUCCCACCGACAUUACACUAAAGACGAAGUAGGGCAGGAACAACGUCGUAUCUUCGAAACGGCGAAUCGGUAUCACUUCAUACACACUUUGACCUUGCUGGGAUUACCGUUAUGCAGAGUCCCAGCCGUGGCUGCAACAUUCUUGAUGUCCGGGAUCAUACUGUUUUGUGGUAGCUGUUAUUACACCGCGUUUACUAAUGACAGACGAUUCAGCGCAACUACACCAAUCGGGGGAUUUUGUUUUAUACUGGCAUGGUGCAGUAUGUUUCUGUAAUGUAAAUAUUAUUGUAAAAUAAGCUUUUUCAUACUGGUUCAGCAAUAAUACACGAUAUAAAAAAGGGGGGAAACAUACUUAGCAGUAUGUUAAAGAUUUACAAAAGAAAAAACAUUUACAAAAAUAUAACUUUUGAACAUAUGAAUGUAAUUCGGCAAUUAUAGAUUGAUUUUAUUUCUAGAGAAUAAGUAAACAUAAAUAAAAAAUAUAAUUUUGGGAUUAUUAAAAUGGAUUUUAGAUAUUUCUUAGAUAACGGUGGCCUCUUGUUGCAAUCCUUGAUGUGUUUCGUUUGAUGCGAAAGUACAUUCCUUUGGUUAGUAAAUUUAUGUGAUACCUGUAUGUUUAUUGAAGGCUUUUAAAGAAAAAAAAUAAACAAAAAUCUUCCAAUGUAAAUAAAGUAAAAUUCGUUUAUACUACUGAAUCGAUAUAAAUAUAUCUUCUGUUUAUAAUAUUCAUGACAUAGGUUUGGAUCGCGUAUCCUGAACUAUUACACACUUUAUAAUGAUGCAUCUAUCAAGUCUUCCUUGCGUCCUCCUUGCGUAUUCCUUGAUUUUUCUGCGUAUAAUUAAUAUACUACACUCGCGAUUCGUCAUCAUACAAAAUUCUGAUAAAAAGUAACUGAAAAGUUCUAAUAAAAAAUAAUGCAAACGCUUUGAAAACAUAACUGUGAUAAUAUAUAAAUACAGAUAAGAUACAGCGACAUGUCAGCGUACAAUGUAUCUCGAAAAAAAAAAGAAAA
This is a messenger RNA of Pogonomyrmex barbatus (red harvester ant), 1548 nucleotides long. RefSeq names its product transmembrane protein 256. The record is from RefSeq and is a predicted model, not a curated record. NCBI's taxonomy places the organism in Eukaryota, Metazoa, Arthropoda, Insecta, Hymenoptera, Formicidae. Gene Ontology annotation, cellular component: membrane.